GGCGCGCAGUAUGAGCUGAAGGACAGCCCCGGGGUGCAGCAUCCGGCCGCGGCUGCCGCGUUUCCGCACCCGCACCCCGCCUUCUACCCGUAUGGCCAGUAUCAAUUCGGGGACCCGUCCCGUCCCAAGAACGCCACCAGGGAGAGCACCAGCACGCUCAAGGCCUGGCUCAACGAAUGUGAGCACCGCAAGAACCCCUACCCCACCAAGGGCGAGAAGAUCAUGCUGGCCAUCAUCACCAAGAUGACCCUCACCCAGGUGUCCACCUGGUUCGCCAACGCGCGCAGGCGCCUCAAGAAGGAGAAUAAGAUGACUUGGGCGCCUCGCAGCCGCACUGACGACGAGGGAAACGCUUAUGGGAGCGAGCGCGAGGAGGAAGACGAAGAGGAGGACGAGGAGGAUGGCAAACGCGAGCUAGAGCUGGAGGAGGAGGAGCUCGGAGGGGAGGAGGAGGACACGGGGGGCGAGGGCCUGGCGGACGACGACGAGGACGAGGAGAUCGAUUUGGAGAACUUAGACGGCGCGGCCACCGGGCCUGAGCUGUCCCUGGCUGGGGCGGCGCGCAGGGAUGGCGACCUCGGCCUGGGACCCAUUUCGGACUCCAAAAAUAGCGACUCAGAAGACAGCUCUGAGGGCUUGGAGGACCGGCCACUACCGGUCCUGAGUCUGGCUCCAGCGCCACCACCAGUGGCCGUGGCCUCACCGUCUCCGCCCUCGCCCCCCGUGGGCCUGGACCCCUGCGCUCCCGCACCAGUCCCCGCCUCCGCCCUGCAGAAGCCCAAGAUCUGGUCCCUCGCGGAGACUGCCACAAGCCCGGACAACCCGCGCCGCUCGCCUCCCGGCGCUGGG
This is a messenger RNA of Mandrillus leucophaeus (drill), 849 nucleotides long. RefSeq names its product iroquois homeobox 3 (gene IRX3). The annotation marks the transcript as partial. Gene Ontology annotation, molecular function: DNA-binding transcription factor activity, RNA polymerase II-specific; RNA polymerase II cis-regulatory region sequence-specific DNA binding. The transcript is spliced from 2 exons. The record is from RefSeq and is a predicted model, not a curated record. Gene Ontology annotation, cellular component: nucleus. Gene Ontology annotation, biological process: cell development; regulation of transcription by RNA polymerase II; neuron differentiation. Lineage: Eukaryota; Metazoa; Chordata; Mammalia; Primates; Cercopithecidae.